Molecule: messenger RNA, 5453 nt
Organism: Lynx canadensis (Canada lynx)
Lineage: Eukaryota; Metazoa; Chordata; Mammalia; Carnivora; Felidae
Product: deleted in malignant brain tumors 1 protein
Exons: 32
Coding region: 1-5127 (1708 amino acids)
Cellular component (GO): membrane
Source: RefSeq, a predicted model, not a curated record
AUGGCAGCUGACAUCAUCUACAGCUCUGUGGUUGAUUGCUGGAAGAAAGCAAGUUUGCCUCUGAGGCUGGUGAGCGGAGGUGACCGGUGUCAGGGCCGCGUGGAGGUCCUGUACCAAGGCUACUGGGGCACCGUGUGUGACGAUGACUGGGACACCCAGGAUGCAGAUGUUGUCUGUCGGCAGCUCGGCUGUGGCCUUGCGGUGUUGGCCCCGGGCGGGGCCUACUUUGCUACUCACACCCAGUCCACAAGCCAGCCAGGCACCUGGCUCCCCAACUCCACACCUAUAACACCAAAUAUAGGGAGUGAGGCAGGUUUGGCCCUGAGGCUGGUGAAUGGAGGUGACCGGUGUCAGGGCCGCGUGGAGGUCCUGUACCAAGGCUCCUGGGGCACCGUGUGUGAUGAUGAUUGGGACACCAAUGACGCCAACGUGGUGUGCAGGCAGCUGGGCUGUGGCUGGGCCGUGUCAGCCCCGGGAAGUGCCCGCUUUGGUCAGGGCUCAGGGCCCAUUGUCCUGGACAACAUGCGCUGCUCCGGGCAUGAGUCUGACCUGUGGCGCUGCCCCCACAACGGCUGGAACUCGCACAACUGUGGCCAUAGUGAGGACGCCAGUGUCAUCUGCUCAGCCGCCCAACAAUGGUCAUGCCCCAGCCCAUCAGCAAUCCCAAUGCUGACAUUGUGGGCCACCAAACUGUGGAACGAGACAGGUUUGUCCCUGAGGCUGGUGAAUGGAGGUGCCCAGUGUCAGGGCCGCGUGGAAGUCCUGUACCAAGGCUCCUGGGGCACCGUGUGUGAUGACGACUGGGACACCAAUGACGCUGACGUGGUAUGCAGGCAGCUGGGCUGUGGCCAGGCCAUGUCUGCCCCAGGAGGUGCCCGCUUUGGUGAGGGCUCAGGGCCCAUUGUCCUGGAUGACGUGCGCUGCUCCGGGCAAGAGUCCUACCUGUGGCGCUGCCCCCACAACGGCUGGAACUCGCACAACUGUCGCCAUGGGGAGGACGCCAGUGUCAUCUGCUCAGGGAACGAGGCAGGUUUGUCCCUGAGGCUGGUGAAUGGAGGUGACCGGUGUCAGGGCCGCGUGGAAGUCCUGUACCAAGGCUCCUGGGGCACCGUGUGUGACGACGACUGGGACAUCAAUGACGCCAACGUGGUGUGCAGGCAGCUGGGCUGUGGCUGGGCCGUGUCGGCCCCGGGAAGUGCCCGCUUUGGUCAGGGCUCAGGGUCCAUUGUCCUGGACGAUGUGCGCUGCUCCGGGCAAGAGUCCUACCUGUGGCGCUGUCCCCACAACGGCUGGACCUUACACAACUGUGCCCAUGGGGAGGACGCCAGUGUCAUCUGUUCAGCUGCCCAGUCCCAGCCCACGACCACACCAGAUUGGUGGUAUACAAGUCCUUCCUACGGGAACGAGACAGGUUUGUCCCUGAGGCUGGUGAAUGGAGGUGCCCAGUGUCAGGGCCGCGUGGAAGUCCUGUACCAAGGCUCCUGGGGCACCGUGUGUGAUGACGACUGGGACACCAAUGACGCUGACGUGGUAUGCAGGCAGCUGGGCUGUGGCCAGGCCAUGUCUGCCCCAGGAGGUGCCCGCUUUGGUGAGGGCUCAGGGCCCAUUGUCCUGGAUGACGUGCGCUGCUCCGGGCAAGAGUCCUACCUGUGGCGCUGCCCCCACAACGGCUGGAACUCGCACAACUGUCGCCAUGGGGAGGACGCCAGUGUCAUCUGCUCAGGGAACGAGGCAGGUUUGUCCCUGAGGCUGGUGAAUGGAGGUGACCGGUGUCAGGGCCGCGUGGAAGUCCUGUACCAAGGCUCCUGGGGCACCGUGUGUGACGACGACUGGGACAUCAAUGACGCCAACGUGGUGUGCAGGCAGCUGGGCUGUGGCUGGGCCGUGUCGGCCCCGGGAAGUGCCCGCUUUGGUCAGGGCUCAGGGUCCAUUGUCCUGGACGAUGUGCGCUGCUCCGGGCAAGAGUCCUACCUGUGGCGCUGUCCCCACAACGGCUGGACCUUACACAACUGUGCCCAUGGGGAGGACGCCAGUGUCAUCUGUUCAGCUGCCCAGUCCCAGCCCACGACCACACCAGAUUGGUGGUAUACAAGUCCUUCCUACGGGAACGAAACAGGUUUGUCCCUGAGGCUGGUGAAUGGAAGUGACCAGUGUCAGGGCCGCGUGGAGGUCCUGUACCGAGGCUCCUGGGGCACCGUGUGUGACGACAGCUGGGACACCAAUGACGCCGACGUGGUGUGCAGGCAGCUGGGCUGUGGCCGGGCCGUGUCGGCCCCGGGAAGUGCCCGCUUUGGUGAGGGCUCAGGGCCCAUUGUCCUGGACGACGUGCGCUGCUCCGGGCAAGAGUCCUACCUGUGGCGCUGCCCCCACAACGGCUGGAACUCGCACAACUGUCGCCAUGGGGAGGACGCCAGUGUCAUCUGCUCAGGGAACGAGGCAGGUUUGUCCCUGAGGCUGGCGAAUGGAGGCGACCGGUGUCAGGGCCGCGUGGAAGUCCUGUACCAAGGCUCCUGGGGCACCGUGUGUGACGACGACUGGGACAUCAAUGACGCCAACGUGGUGUGCAGGCAGCUGGGCUGUGGCCGGGCCGUGUCGGCCCCGGGAAGUGCCCGCUUUGGUCAGGGCUCAGGGCCCAUUGUCCUGGACGACGUGCGCUGCUCCGGGCAAGAGUCCUACCUGUGGCGCUGCCCCCACAACGGCUGGAACUCGCACAACUGUGGCCAUAGUGAGGACGCCAGUGCCAUCUGUUCAGCUGCCCAGUCCCAGCCCACGAUCAGACCAGGGAAUGAAUCAGGUUUGGCUCUGAGGCUGGUGAAUGGAGGUGACCGGUGUCAGGGCCGCGUGGAGGUCCUGUACCGAGGCUCCUGGGGCACCGUGUGUGACGACGACUGGGACACCAAUGACGCCAACGUGGUGUGCAGGCAGCUGGGCUGUGGCUGGGCCGUGUCGGCCCCGGGAAGUGCCCGCUUUGGUCAGGGCUCAGGGCCCAUUGUCCUGGACGACGUGCGCUGCUCCGGGCAAGAGUCCUACCUGUGGCGCUGCCCCCACAACGGCUGGAACUCGCACAACUGUGGCCAUGGGGAGGAUGCCGGUGUCAUCUGCUUAGCCUCCCAGAGCACCUCUACUACCCCAGAUUGGUGGUACCCACAUACUACAACCACUGGGAGACCCUCUUCAAAUUGUGGUGGCUUCUUAUUCAAUGCCAGCGGGACAUUUUUCAGCCCAUCUUACCCUGGAUACUACCCCAACAAUGCUGAGUGUGUCUGGGAAAUAGAAGUGAACCCCGGCUAUCGCAUAAAUCUGGGAUUCAACAGUCUGCAGCUGGAGGUGAACAGCAAUUGCAAUUUCGAUUAUGUCGAAAUCUCUGAUGGACCGCUGAACAGCAGUAACUUGCUGGGGAAAAUUUGUAAUGGCACCAGGCAAAUAUUCACCUCUUCUUACAACCGAAUGACCGUUCGAUUUCGAAGUGACAUCAGUAUCCAAAGCACCGGCUUUUCUGCUUGGUAUAACUCCUUUCCUCGAGAUGCCAGCCUGAGAUUAGUCAGUUCAAAUUCCUCCUACGGUGCCUGUGCCGGGCGUGUGGAAAUUUACCACAAUGGCAUAUGGGGAACGGUUUGUGAUGACUCCUGGGACAUUCAGGAUGCCCAAGUGGUCUGCAGACAGCUGCGGUGUGGAUAUGCAGUGUCAGCCCUGGGAAAUGCCCAUUUUGGGCCCGGCUCUGGUCCCAUCACCCUGGACGAUGUGGUGUGCUCGGGGACAGAAUCUACUCUCUGGCAGUGCCGGAACCGAGGCUGGUUCUCCCAUGACUGUGCCCACCGGGAAGAUGCUGGAGUCAUUUGCUCAGGAAGCUACCCAACAACACAGGCUCCUGUUUACAAUGUCACCUACCCGAACACAAAUUACUCCUGUGGAGGCUUCCUGUCCCAACCAUCGGGGCACUUUUCCAGCCCGUUCUAUCCUGGGAACUAUCCAAAUAAUGCCAAAUGCCUGUGGGACAUCGAGGUCCGAAACAACUACCGUGUGACUGUUGUCUUCAGAGAUGUCCAGCUUGAAGGAGGCUGUAACUACGACUAUAUCGAAGUGUUUGACGGCCCCUCCCACAGCUCCCCUCUGAUUGCCCGCGUUUGUGAUGGAGCCAGGGGCUCCUUCACUUCAUCAUCGAACUUCAUGUCCAUUCGCUUCGUCAGCGAUGGCAGCAUCACAAAGAGGGGCUUCCAGGUCGACUACUAUUCCCGUCCUUCCAAUGACAGCACCCAGCUGCUUUGUCUGCCAAAUCACAUGCAAGCCAGCGUGAGCAGGAGCUACCUCCAAUCCUUGGGCUACUCUGCCAGGGACCUUUUCAUUCCCAGCUGGAAUGAAAGCUACCGGUGUCAGCCCCAGAUAACGGCCAGCCAGGUGACAUUCACAAUUCCAUACUCAGGCUGUGGCACCAUCAAGCAGGCCAAUAAUGAUACCAUCAUCUAUUCCAACUUCCUCGAAGCAGCUGCUUCAAAUGCCAUCAUCAAGAGGCAUAAGGACUUCCGCAUUCAUAUCAGCUGCAGGGUGCUCCAGAACACCUGGAUUGACACCAUGUACAUUGCUAAUGACACCGUCGACAUCAAGGAAGUGCAGUAUAGCAGUUUCAACGUGAACCUUUCCUUUUAUACAUCAUCUUCAUUUUUGUAUCCUGUGACCAGCAGUCCAUACUAUGUGGACCUGAACCAGAACUUGUACCUUCAAGCUGAGAUCCUCCAUUCUGAUGCCUCCUUGGCCUUGUUUGUGGAUACCUGUGUGGCGUCCCCAUAUUCCAAUGACUUUACAUCUUUGACUUACGAUCUUAUCCGGAGUGGGUGUGCCAAGGACAGAACCUACCAAUCUUACUCUCCGCCCUCGCCUCGCAUUGCCCGCUUCAAAUUCAGUUCCUUCUACUUCCUGAAGCGCUUCCCCUCCGUGUACCUGCGGUGUAAAAUGGUGGUGUGCCGGGCGGACGACUACUUCUCCCGCUGCCGCAGAGGCUGCAUCGUGAGGUCCAAGAGGGACGUGGGCUCCUACCAGGAGAAGGUGGACGUCGUCCUGGGACCCAUUCAGCUGCAGGCCCCGCAGGCUGUGAAGAGGAGCCUGGCCAGGUGGCCGCCCUCCCGCCCCUAGGCCUGUGGCCCGCGGGGACCCGGGAUGAUUCUGUCGGUGUCGUGGUCUGCCUCAAAUCGGGCACCCACCGUGUGCCAGGCCUGCCGUGCCACACCAGGCGAUGUGGAGUUCACUAGAUCUGCUUCCCGCCUUCUUCCAUGGGCUCCCGGUCUACGGGGGGACCAUGUGUAGUGCUCGGGCAAGAGAGUUCUCCCCCGCGACACCGAUACCUUUGUCCUCUGGGAUCUGAACUCCCAGAACCUCAUACUCCUCAUCUGUAACACAAAAAUGUUGAUACUUCCCUAUUAGGACUGUUGAGGAGCUACAAUAAAAUAAUGUUAAACUGC